AGUCUUUUCUUUCAUUCUGAGCAAAUGGAGCCGCUCUCAGCGCUGCUUCCGCCAUGGUUUUCCGUGCUUCCGCCUCGGUUGCGCACCAGAUUCCUUCCUCCAAGCGUCUUUGACACGCUGGCCAUCGAUCGCCUCACCAACGCUGUUCUAAUGAACAACUGGGCGAGGACAUUCUCGUGCACCCCGCAGCGCAUCCUCUUCCCGGAGUCGCCCGAGCACGUCCAGUCCAUCGUCCGCGCCGCCCGCGCUGCCCAGGCGCAUGUGAAGGUGGUCGGCCGCGCGCACUCGCCGUCGGACUUGGCGUGCACGUCAGACACGCUCGUCUCGCUCGCCAAGAUGCGCUCUGUCAUCCACACGGAUGUAGAUUGUGCGACCGUCACUGUCGAGGCGGGCGUCGUCUUGGCCGACCUCCACCUGCACCUCGCCAAGCACGACCUGGCCAUCUCCAAUCUGGGCGCAGUCUCAGACGUCACCAUUGCCGGCGUCAUUUCAAGCGGCACGCAUGGCUCUGGUGCAAACUUUGGAAUACUGUCCACGAUGAUUCUCGAGCUGGAUAUCGUGGUGGCCGAUGGACGAUUGCUGACCUGCUCUCGGAGCGAAAACGCGGAAUUGUUUGCAGCUGCUCAAUGCGGACUCGGCGCGUUCGGAAUCAUCACACGCGUCAAGUUGCAAUGCGAGCGUGCAUUCUUGUUGUGGGAGCGCUCAACCCCAACAACGCUGACUGAGGCGCUGGAGCGAUUACCGGAGCUCAUCACGUCGUCCGAGCAUACCAAGAUCCUGUGGUAUCCCUACACAGACCACGCAGUUAUCAUUGAAGCGGACAGAGCACGCACGUUGCAAAAGACAAAGCCACCGUCUGCCAUAAGCUCGCUUUGGAGCCAUCACCUUGUUCAAUUCGCGUAUUGGCUGAGCACUUUUCGACCAGCGUGGUUGGUGCCCCUCUGCAAUCGGCUGUUUGUCCGCCUUCUCUUGUCAAAUGCUACGUCUCGUGUUGACGACAGCUACAGGAUAUUCAACUUUGAUGUGCUCUUCCAACAGUACGUCUCUGAAUGGGCCAUCGACUGGGUGGAUGCACCUGCUGCUCUGAGACGGAUUCGCAGCGCCAUCCACGACAAUCCUGACAUUCACGCACACUUUCCUAUCGAAGUACGAUUCGUCCGACGAGAUGCCAUUCCGCUCAGCCCAUGCUAUGGGCGGGACUCAUGCUUUAUUGGCAUUAUCAUGUAUCGCCCGUACGGGAAGCCAGUCCAAACAGAGCCCUACUGGUCAGAAUACGAGAGAAUCAUGCGCGACUUUGCUGGUCGACCGCAUUGGGCCAAGGCACAUAAACUUGAGGCCGAGCAAUUUCGUCAACUCUACCCUUGUUUUGACGCCAUGGCUCAACUUCGGGCUCAGCUGGAUUCAAGCGGGAUCUUUUUGAACGACAAUCUUCGUCGCGUGUUUGGCCUGCGGUGAUUUUCUCUCUCUCUCUCUCUCUCUGUCUCCAUCUUACCUUUGUUUCCAAAGCGUGAUUUUGUCCUGUUGUCGCCCUACUGCCAUUGUAGAAUAUACCGGGGGCGACGAUGGAUACCAA
This is a messenger RNA of Capsaspora owczarzaki ATCC 30864, 1573 nucleotides long. RefSeq names its product L-gulono-gamma-lactone oxidase. Gene Ontology annotation, cellular component: membrane. Lineage: Eukaryota; Filasterea; Ministeriida; Capsasporidae. The coding region runs from base 25 to 1455 and encodes 476 amino acids. The transcript is spliced from 8 exons. The record is from RefSeq and is a predicted model, not a curated record. Gene Ontology annotation, molecular function: D-arabinono-1,4-lactone oxidase activity; FAD binding.